UUGUCCGUCUCUCUGGAUUUAGUUGUCCAAGUAUACAUGCAAACUUUCAUGUGAACAUAUAACAUUUUAUACAUCAACAAGAGAGACAAAAACUCAUACACCGCAUAAAACUUGUACAAACAAAUAGAGACAGGGAAAGAAAAUAGAGAAAACGAUCUGGGGGUGAGUGAAUUGAAAGCAAAAAAAAGAAAGAAAAAAUAGCAAGGUUGUAGAGAAAUGUUGGCAGGGUGUUCUAGUUCAACAUUGCUGUCACCUAGGCAUAGAUUGAGGAGUGAAUCGUCUGCACAGUUUCAAGCUUGCCAUUUCCCAACUUCGAUGAGCACACAGAGACUGGACUUGCCAUGUAGUUUUUCUCGCAAGGACACUGCUUCAAGGUCACAGCCCAUUAGGCCUGUUGGCCUUUCAGUAGAGAAACCGAUUGAAUCCAAGACCGGCGGUUGUUCUCUCAAGCAGAAUAUCCGGCUGCCACCAUUGACUAUUGCCGCGCAGAAUCCAUUCCAAGGACGGGGAGAGAUCAAGGAUGAGCUUUGGGAGAAAGGGAAAUGUUUGAAGAGGUUUGCCGAGGGUUUCAUUGAUGAGUCAGUCAUUAACAGGGCCAAGAGGAAAAAGGGUAGCUGUCAUAAUCAGAUUUCGGGUGAUAUUGAUGAAGGUGGUGGAGAUAGUUUGAGUUUGGCUGCAGAUUUUUGGUUUCAACCAGGUUUUAAUCGACAAAGUGCUCCUCAAGUUCGUUUCUCUCUGACUUGUUCAGGGGAUGAAGAAAGGUCGUGUUUUAUGCCUAGUGAAGUGAUUUCACCGCCUUUGCCAUCGUCUAACAAUCCUUGGACCGAAUCAGUAAUAACUGAUAUCACUGAUGUUGGGGAAAAAGAUGUAGAGACAACCCACAGGCCGGUAAAGGAAGCUUCGGGAUCGAGUACUUCUUCGGAGAGUCAUAGUAUGGGACUUCGGUUAAACGAACAAGCCACAGAAUAUGAAGUGGGCAACGGGUCAGGGAAUCCUCGCCGGCAUGAGGGUGCUGGUAUGGGUGCUUAUGAGGAGGAGAACAACCACGAGGAGCAUCAGGGGUUCGAGCUUGUUCACUUACUUACAGCUUGCGUUGAAGCAAUUGGAUCAAACAACAUUGCAGCAAUCAAUCAUUUUAUAGCUAAGUUGGGUGAUCUUGCUUCUCCAAGAGGAAGUGCUAUAAGCCGCCUAACUGCUUACUAUACUGAAGCUUUGGCUCUUCGAGUCACGAGGCUUUGGCCUCACAUUUUUCACAUCACAACUCCUCGUGAGCUUGAUUGGGUCGAUGACGACAAUGGUGCCACAUUGAGGCUCUUGAAUCAGAUAAGUCCAAUUCCGAAAUUUGUUCACUUCACAUCAAAUGAGAUAUUGUUGAGAGCCUUUGAAGGGAAAGACAGGGUUCACAUAAUAGAUUUCGACAUCAAGCAAGGGCUUCAGUGGCCUAGUUUGUUCCAGAGUUUAGCUGCAAGGACUAAUCCACCAAGCCAUGUUAGAGUUACCGGGAUUGGUGAGUCAAAGCAAGAAUUGAAUGAAACGGGAUACAGGCUCUCGGGAUUUGCCGAGGUAUUGAAUUUGCCUUUCGAGUUCCAUCCAGUUGUGGACCGGUUAGAAGAUAUAAGGUUAUGGAUGCUUCAUGUAAAGGAGAAAGAAACUGUAGCUGUGAACUGUGCGUUCCAAUUGCACAAGACACUUUAUGAUGGAAAUGGAGGAGCUCUGAGGGACUUCUUGGGACUUAUUCGUAGCACGAAUCCUACGGUGGUCAUCAUGGCCGAGCAAGAAGCUGAACAUAAUGUACUCAGCUUAGAAGCAAGGGUAGCCAAUUCAUUGAGAUACUACUCAGCCAUUUUUGACUCGAUUGAUUCAAGCCUUCCCAUGGAGAGUCCAGUUAGGAUCAAAGUAGAGGAGACGUUUGCAAGGGAAAUCCGGAGCAUAAUUGCUUGUGAAGGAAGAGACAGGGUCGAAAGGCACGAGAUUUUCGAGAAGUGGAGGAAGUUGAUGGAGGAAGGAAGGUUCCGAUGCAUGGGAAUUACAGAGAGAGAAGUGGGGCAGAGCCAAUUGCUGCUAAAGAUGUACUCUAGUGAGAAGUACAAAGUGAAGAAGGAAGGGCAAGAUGGAGGGGCGCUGACUCUAAGUUGGUUAGAUCAGCCACUAUAUUCAGUCUCAGCUUGGACACCCAUUGAUGUUGCAGGCAGCUCAUCCUCAUUUCCUCAGCCAAGGGAUUCUUUGUAGGAAGAGAAAUCGCUCAUUAUUCUUUCAUUCUUUUGUUGCAUACAGAAACUUCAUACAUAC
Molecule: messenger RNA, 2289 nt
Organism: Hibiscus syriacus
Lineage: Eukaryota; Viridiplantae; Streptophyta; Magnoliopsida; Malvales; Malvaceae
Product: scarecrow-like protein 28
Exons: 1
Coding region: 217-2229 (670 amino acids)
Biological process (GO): regulation of DNA-templated transcription
Cellular component (GO): nucleus
Molecular function (GO): sequence-specific DNA binding; DNA-binding transcription factor activity
Source: RefSeq, a predicted model, not a curated record